UCCUUUCUAAAGCUAGUCUUCAAAAUAGAAAGGUCUAUCUGAAACAUAUAUGCACUACUCACACAUUCUUUUGUAUGCAUGAAUAGCUAUGAAUGAUGCAGAGACAAACUUGGCGAGAAGUUUCAGCAAUGAUACUUACUCCGGUUUCCACCUUCCGGAUCUGUACAAGUCAGAUGAAUGGAUGGACGAUGCUCUUGUCUCUGCCGUUUCAGGGAUGAAUCAUUCUUAUGCUUAUCAGACAAGUGAUGAUGCUGCCUUCUUCUCAGGUUCCUCUAGCAGUUUCGGUCAUCCCAAAUCUCCAAGCACCAACGCUACUGUUGCCUUUGCUACACCCACCGCUUCUGCCGAAAAACAGAUAAAGAAAGAAAAGAAGAAAAUAAAAGAGAGAGUUGCAUUCAAGACACAGUCUGAUGUAGAAGUGCUUGACGACGGGUUCAAGUGGAGGAAGUAUGGGAAGAAGAUGGUGAAGACCAGCCCAAAUCCCAGAAACUACUACAAAUGUUCAGCUGAUGGCUGUCCCGUGAAGAAAAGGGUUGAACGAGAUGGAGAUGAUCCUAGCUUUGUGAUAACAACUUAUGAGGGCUUCCACAAUCACUCAAGCAUGAACUAAGGUUCGUCAGAAUUUUCUAAGCUUAUGGUAAAGACGGAAAGAAUACGUCGUCUGAGUAAAGCUAGUGACACCAAUACUAUUCACGUUAUAUUUCUUAUAAAUGUGUUCUUGAGACUGGUUUUCAAUGGUAAUUCUACUUAUACUGCUUAUCUAAUACUCAAUGUAAAACUGGUUGACAAAUUUUGAAAGAUUUAUGAUAUUCUGAGUCUGG
This is a messenger RNA of Eruca vesicaria subsp. sativa (arugula), 821 nucleotides long. Lineage: Eukaryota; Viridiplantae; Streptophyta; Magnoliopsida; Brassicales; Brassicaceae. The record is from the annotation of a GenBank genome assembly.